AUCCAUUAUUUAAAGUGGAAUAUUAGUGUCUCCAAUUUUUAUUUUAGAACUGUGUUUCUCCCUUCAAUUCUGUCAAUUUUUUGCUUGUGUGUUUUGAUGGUCUAUUAUUGGGCACAUAAAUAUUUAACAUCCUAAAGUUAUAACACUCUAAUUUGAGUUUAUACCAGCUUAACUUCCUGUGUCCUGUUGUAUGCUAAGUUUUUCUGGACCAAUGUUAGCUACUUAUGUGUCCUGUCUUUCCCUUAGGACUUAUAUCAUCCCAGUCUCAUGUAGUUGCUCAUUUGGGUCUAGGAAAAGAGUCAUCAGUGCUUCAGAUGAUGUUCAUGGCUUUAGCCUCAGUAAGAUGAGCUCAGAGAGGUCCUGAGCCAGGUGAAUGGAAGCUGGGGGAGGGCAUGACAUUAGGGUAUGUUCAGGUCAUACCAGGGACCUGUCCUGUUUGACUUACAUUUUGGUGCCAUUUCCAGAGGCACCUCACUUCUAUCUUCUCUUUUUCAUUUUUGACAGUUUACCAACUUGUCAUUUCUACUACCUGUUAUUUUUAUUCUGACUUCCAGCCCAGGGCUCAUUUCUACCUCUCUGGUCUCCUUAUCUCACCUGUUUCUCAUACUGUCCUCUCUGUGUGUUUUCUAAUAUUGUUGCAUCCUGAGGUAUGCAUAUAUCCUUUAAUAGUCUCAACACCAGUUGCUUUGUCAGUCACAUUUUCUAGGGCCUGGAAGUACACUUCACAGCAUUACAUGUUACCAGCAGAUAUGAUCCUGCUAAAAGCCAUUGAUAGAGGAAUGAAUUAUAGAGCAUGCCUCUAAUCCUUUGGCCACACCCUGUCCUUGUGUCUUGGACCUGGUAAAGCCUACCCCAUUCUGUGAUGUUAGGAGCUCAGUAAUGCACAGCAGUUGCUUUCUCAACCUGACCCCCAACUCCCUUUUCCUGAAAACAAUCCCAUGGACUGGUUCUUUGCAGUGUCAGAUGUACAUAUGUGAUUGUAUUGCCCCCCUCCUAAUAAAGGCAACAGGUACUUCACCAUCACUUCUUUGCUUUUAGGUGGUUGGUUUGGAGUGGAGCAUGCAGAGGCACCUUCUGAACAGAGCAUUUCUGUAGGAGUGUCACAGCCCCAGAUCCAGGGGUGGUAUAUAAUAUCAUAUUGGAGACCUGGAGCUGUGGCUGGAUAAAGAUUUCAUCAGUGACUCAAUCAACAGGAAAGUUGUAUCCAAUCACAUCUUUAAAUGAGUCAUCGAUCCUAUACCUAUAAAAGGGAAGAGCCUUGAGAAGUCACGUCAGGUUAACCCAGUGCAGAAAGGCAGUCACACUUCAGCUCAGCGUUCAGCCCAGGAUUACCCGGAUUGAAGUUCAACUGAGAAGGAGUCUUUAAGUAUCUACCAAUUGUUGAAACAGAUCCCCAGAGACACAGACAGUAGAGACUGAAUUGUCAAAGUCGAACCCCUCUGAGAACUAUCGCUAAGAAUGGCUUUAGAUCUCAGAAUCUCAUUCCAAUGUGAACCAUCCAGAAAUGAUCUUGAGUCAGAAAAUAUGGAGUUUAAACCAACCCAGGGAACUGCUGUCCAGAGGGAAGAGGGGAUCUCUGAGUGCUCAAGUACUCAGCUCAACUCAUUUCAAAACAGCAAUAACUCAUUUGCAAAGCAGGAACUGCAAAGACUCCAUGAAUUUUUUCACUCAUGGCUGCAGCCAGAAAAGCACAGCAAAGAUGAAAUUAUUUCUCAAUUGGUCCUAGAGCAGUUUAUUAUUAGUGGCCACUGCAGUGACAGGUCCACUUUGAAAGAGAAAUGGGAAUCAAAUGGCAGAAACCUGGAGAAAUUAAUGGAAGAAUUGACUGAUGAUUGUAUGAAGCCACCUGUCUUCGUCCAUGUCCACAUGCAGGGACAGGAAGCCCUCUUUUCUGAGAAUAUGCCAUUAAAAGAAGUCAUUGUUCAUCUUACAAAACAGUUGUCAGCAGGAACCCCAACCGGAGAGAACAUUAAGACACCCUUCCAGACUCCCCAAUAUACUGCCCAAGAAACAGGACAAGGAGAUGAAGAUAAAGAAGAUAGCCACAUUUUUUUGAAAAUUCAUCAAGUAAAUUACAGUGUUAAUAGUCAAGGAAAUCAAGUAUCUUCCCUUCAUAUUCUCCAGCAAGGGAACUGCCUUGGGCCUGAAGAGGAAGGUGUUUCUUAUGAGAACCCUCACAAUACCAGCAGAGCAGGACUGGGAACCUCCAGGUCCCAGGAAGGGUCCCUUCAAAGACCCUCUUAUCACGAUGUCCCUAAGGAGGUAAAAUCAAGGUUUCUCUUAGAGCCAGACCAGAUUUCCCCUGAGCCUAUACCUACCCACCAGAGCAUUAAGAGAAACUCCUCAUGUGAGGGGGAACGAGAAAGAUUCAACAGAGCCCCCAAAUUUUACAAAUGUGGGGAAUGUACCAAGAUCUUUAGAUAUCCGUCUCAUUUAUUGGCCCACCAGAGAAGACACAGGAAUGAGAGGCCAUUUGUUUGUGCUGAGUGUCACAAACGCUUCUUCCAGGCAUCAGACCUUCACGUGCAUCAGAUGAUUCACAGAAGAGAGAAGCCUUUCACAUGCAGCAUGUGUGGAAAGUCCUUCAGCCACAAAACCAACCUGCAGGCUCAUGAGAGAAUCCACACAGGAGAGAAGCCCUAUAUGUGUUCCUUUUGCCAGAGAAGCUACCGCCAGUCAUCUACCUACCACCGCCACCUGAGGAUUCACCAGAAAGUUACCCUCAAGUGUUUCCCCUCCAUACCAGAGGAUUCCUCUGCUACUGCCCUGAUGUAAUGUGUGUAAAUAUAUAUGGGUGUGUGUAUAUUUCUGUAAUUCUUGGCUAUUUAGAAUAUACCAUGUAAUUUCCUGAUUAAGCUUUCCAUUUAUUGUCU
Molecule: messenger RNA, 2873 nt
Organism: Galeopterus variegatus (Sunda flying lemur)
Lineage: Eukaryota; Metazoa; Chordata; Mammalia; Dermoptera; Cynocephalidae
Gene: ZSCAN4
Product: zinc finger and SCAN domain containing 4
Exons: 5
Coding region: 1459-2775 (438 amino acids)
Biological process (GO): regulation of transcription by RNA polymerase II
Molecular function (GO): RNA polymerase II cis-regulatory region sequence-specific DNA binding; DNA-binding transcription factor activity, RNA polymerase II-specific
Source: RefSeq, a predicted model, not a curated record